CCUCAAGUAGCUGAGUUAGGCUAAAGGGACCAGGGUUGUCUCCCUAGACUCCGCUCUUUAGAGGAGGCAGCCGCCGCAGCCCCUGCAAGAGAAGUAACUUUAGAAGCAGUGUACAGCUGGGUGAGGGAGCUCAGAAGCCCCUCCUAGAUGCCAGACAGCCUCUGCAGCAGUAACUCUUUGUGUGCUGCGGUCUGCCGCAGUCUGUCUUGGAGGGACCGUGGCUUUUAUGAAUGGUAGCCUGGGAGUGGCCUAAUAUCUGGCUCCUGAUGUCAGCACAGUGAAUGAAACAGUUGCCGAGCGUAAAAGCCUUUCCACUUGGGAAGCAGACACCUUCUGAGAUUGGCUCUCCAGAUGCAGUUGUCUCUUGCUGACGACAUCACAGGUCCCAUGAGUCACAGAUAAACUGUAUACGUGAGGAUUUCAAUGAGCCAGAAAUCGAGGCUGCACGUGGACCAAUGCGCAUCUCUGACUCAGGCACCAGCUCCUUUCCCUGAAGCAGCUGCAGCCAGCCAGGAGACCCUUUUCCUUCCAGGCACCGGACAAAGGUGCUGGGGAGCUGCAGACCCAGCGCUGUGUGUCAGGCAUCCGCUUAGCUGGCUUCAUGUUCUGCUUUUGUUGGCAGAAUUCCUUGCUGAAGCUCCAAGCCCUCGAAUCUGAUCUGUGCUCUGCGUUUCUGACGAACCAGGAAGAAGAUGGCCAAGUGCACGGAGUUAAGGAUCCAGCCCCAGCUUCCACCCAGAGUGUGCCGGCUGACGCGCUCGUGGAUUCUGCAGCCCCCAUGCCAACUCAUAAAGAUGGGCAGAGUGACGCCGAUGGUACACCAGAGGAUCUCCAGUCUGCAGGCACCAGCAGGCUACUCUAUCAUAUCACCGAUGGUGAUAAUCCGUUGCUGUCACCACGAUGCUCCAUCUUUAGCCAAAGUCAGAGGUUCAACUUGGACCCCGAGUCGGCGCCAUCUCCACCCAGCAGCCAGCAGUUUAUGAUGCCACGAAGCUCUUCUCGAUGUAGUGGUGGCGAUGGCAAGGAGCCCCAGACCAUCACACAGCUCACCAAGCACAUCCAGAGCCUCAAGAGGAAGAUUCGGAAGUUUGAAGAAAAAUUUGAACAAGAAAAGAAAUAUCGGAGGUUCUGAAAUGGAUGAAUGAUUUGGCUAAAGGACGCAAACAGCUCAAAGAACUAAAGCUGAAGCUUUCAGAAGAACAAGGGAGUACUCCCAAAGGCCCCCGGAGAAACCUCUCCUGUGAACAGCCUCCAGUGCCCAGAGAAAAUGGCAAGUUGGAAGCUGUGGGUCCAGAGCCAAGCUCCUCUGGAGAAGAGACUUCAGAUGCUGUGAUGAUGGAGAAGAGAGACCAGAUUGCUCCCCAGGAUGAUGUGAAGGUAACUAAACAAGACAAGAACCUCAUAAAGCCUCUUUAUGACCGAUGCAGAAUUAUCAAGCAAAUCCUGUCAACACCGUCCCUGAUUCCAACAAUUGAGGAAGAGGACUCUGAUGAAGACUGUCCACAGAGAAGCCAGCCACCUUCUUUACCAGAUCCAGUGUCCCGCCUUCCUGUUGGUGAUCACCUCACCUACUCUGAGACAGAGCCUAUGAGGACCCUGCUACCAGAUGAGAAGAAAGAAGGGAAGCAACCAGCUCUCUCCAUGUCCAACUUACACGAGGCCACCAUGCCAGUCCUUCUUGACCAUCUCCGAGAAACUAGGGCUGACAAGAAGAGGCUACGGAAAGCCCUGCGAGAAUUUGAAGAACAAUUUUUUAAACAAACAGGAAGAAGUCCACAGAAGGAAGACAGGAUGCCAAUGGCAGAUGAAUACUAUGAAUACAAGCACAUAAAAGCCAAACUGAGACUACUGGAGGUCCUCAUCAGCAAGCAGGAUGUGGCCAAAACUAUUUGAGAUUUGGCUCUGAUCACUUCCACCCAAGAUAAAGUCAAGUUUAUUUUCCUCUACUGUUCUUGCUAAGUAGUUUUAAUGUACCGGAAACUAAGCACUUUAGAGAUAGUAGUAGCUGUUUUUACAAAGGAAGAGCUAGUGUAAUUAUACUCAAGGAGGGGAUUUAAGUAGGGAAAUAAUAGGUAAUAUUGGGUCUGGCAAAAACAUUCAGCUUGCUCCACACCAAACUGAAAAUCCACAGUAAAAUGUAAUAGUUUUAAAAGAAAAAUCUAUCUUGUCAAACCUAACACAUAGGCAGACUACCUGCUAGGGAAGGUUCAUUAGUGCCCAAAGAUGGACUUCAUUGAUGUCUGGCAAAGAGCAGGGUUUAAAUUAAUUGAGACAAGAAAGACUUCUGCUCUUCAUCCAGGGAGGAAAACAGCUGGUAAGAAGGUAAUUUAAGCAAGACCACGUCCACUACCUUGUCCUAUAAGUCUGUAGGCAUUCUAAACACUCUAAAAUACACUCGACUGUGUCACUAGUUUCUUAUUUCUACAUGAAAAUAGUGCAUUAUUUUAUGUGUUAUUUGAAAAUUUACAUUUCUGGUUACCAAAGUUCAUUUGGAUGGCAUGUACUUUGUGAAUUAUCUUUGUCUAUAACUGACAAAUGUUUAUAUUAAAAUAAAAUAUUAAAAAUUUAAAAUAGGUAUUUUGGAUAGGUGUGUCUGCAGUCUAGUAACCUAAUGUGACCAUAGUAUUAUUGCUAAUUUUCUUGUUUCCUACACUAAGAUUAUAUAACUAUUUUUCCAUUGGGAAUAUGCAUCUUUCUUAAUGUCCCAAGGUCUGUACUUCAUAAAGUGAAACAAAUUUCUUGUGAGUUGCAUUCAUUCUGCGCAGGGUAAAGAGCUUGGAAAUCACCAAGACACCUUUUAUUUGCUUUAUUUAGUGUAUCUUGCUUUUUCUCCAUUCAUUUAAAACAUAUUUAUCAGUUUUGUGUAAAAUCAAGUAACAGACACUUUCUCAUCUUCAACUUUGUUCAUAUUUCUGUUUUCUGUAAUUUUUAAGCAUGGUGUUAAGGAAAUCAUAUACUCAUAUUGCGUGGGCAGGAAAAAAAAUACUGAUUCCAGAAGCGGACUAAAUCAGAGGCAUAUUGUUUUCUCUGUAUUCACCUGAUGUUUUAAAUCUUAUAUGAAUCAGAGUAAUGGCCUUCAUAAAUUUGUUUAAUUGAAGUCAUCUACUGGUAACAGGACAGAUACACAACUAUUUAAGGUUUACAAAUUACAUCUUUGAUAAGGGAAAUGGUUUCAUGAGAUGUAUACAAUUGCUAUUAAAAUGUAACUAUAUUCUAUAUGAUUGUAAAUAUUUUAUACAACAUACAAAUAAAAUAUUUUUCUAUUAUAUUUAUUAUGUUGAAGCACAGUAACUGUUUUCUGUUAGCUAAUAUAAAUAACAUAAAUAACACUGUCAAACAACAAGGUGGAAGUGCUGACAAUUCUAGGCUUUAAGAUUUAACUCAUGCUGCAAUUACAACCUUUCAUGCGGUUUGGAGUUAACCCAAUAUUUAUUCAGUAGAUUAAAAUGGAUGCAUAUUUAAACACCAUUUAUAAGCCAUUAUUUUGUACUUUGCUAAAGCGGUCUAUAUAACUGUCUUGUUAUGUUUGGCAUACAGGAAACAUAAAAGCAUUGCAGCAUCUAGGCAAACAAAGUGUCAGGACAACUUGGGGACA
Messenger RNA from Cricetulus griseus (Chinese hamster), 3595 nucleotides. The record is from RefSeq and is a predicted model, not a curated record. NCBI's taxonomy places the organism in Eukaryota, Metazoa, Chordata, Mammalia, Rodentia, Cricetidae.